Chlamydomonas reinhardtii is the source of this 1162-nucleotide messenger RNA. RefSeq lists its product as uncharacterized. NCBI's taxonomy places the organism in Eukaryota, Viridiplantae, Chlorophyta, Chlorophyceae, Chlamydomonadales, Chlamydomonadaceae. The record is from RefSeq and is a predicted model, not a curated record. The transcript has 3 exons. The coding region runs from base 225 to 392 and encodes 55 amino acids.
GCGUUGCCCUAAACCCCAAACAAUUUCUCCAGGCACAGCGUAGAUGGAACAUACGAGCACUGUUUAACACACACACACACGCAAGCGGCGAGCCGGCGACCUGGCGGACUGGGCGCGACGACGAGCUCAACACGUUCGCGGCCACGGCUUGGGCCACGGUAUGUUUCUCUGAAGCCCGCGUCACAGGCGCGGGACCCCAUACAUCCGGAGCACGCGAUGUAUGCAUGCGCGAUGUACCCAUCGGUACCGUAUCGGUCACCUUCUGCGACAACCUGAUGGCUCUGGCGGACGGCGGACCUGGUCAUGGAGUACGGCCCGGUCGCCGAGGCAUACAGCGCGGCACUACCCUGCACCUACCCGGCCCGUGGACUGGCUCUCAUCGCCAUUGGUGAGCCGCUGGGCAGCAUGGUCAAUGGCUGCGUGGUCCCGGGCAGAGUGCGCUGUGCGGUGGUUAGGGGGGGGGCAUGGCUGCCGAUGGCUGGAGCGUUUUCCCCUGCACGUCCAGCCAUACUGAGAGCAAGGCUAUCAGGAGCCAUGGGCGCCGAGGUAAACGUGGCGGCAUCAUUGAAGGACAAUCUUCGGGGGGGGGGGGUGCCGUCGAGUGGGCUCCUCGUCCGUGGGACAUGCUUUGCACGCAUGGUGCUGUCGUCGUGCUCAUCAGACGCAUGAGCUGUAAUGCGCAGUCUGUCCCCUAACCACGCAGUGUAGGGGGAGGCUGGCUAGGGGUCGCUGCAUCUUUGUAAGGGGCCGGGGCAUGUCACGUUCGGGCGCGGCACAUUCGUCACUGAUGGCCGGGAAGGGCGAGGUAUGGCGCAGUCUUGUUAUUGGCCUGCGGUUAUCGGCCACAAGCUGCACAUGCCCGCGCUUCGGUGCGCAUUGGGCGCGGCUGGUUUAGGGUGACCCGCCGAAGGAACCGACGAAGGGCGCUGACACGGCAGCUGGCGGGAUGUACUCCGCCGCCGCUGCGGUGUCGUCCACGCCCUGCUUGUGCCUCAUUUACGUGCGCGUGUUCUACGGGGGCUGUGCUGUAACGAGUUACGAUUGCCUCAUAUGGGGCGAUCUGGUGGUGGGGGGGCUCGUCAUUUUAUCGAGGCAGGGCAUUAACCGGGGCUGCUAUAGUUUGAGCACCUGCCGGUGCAUUGCCGCCACUUCAUACGGUUCG